Triticum turgidum subsp. durum (durum wheat) is the source of this 687-nucleotide messenger RNA. Lineage: Eukaryota; Viridiplantae; Streptophyta; Magnoliopsida; Poales; Poaceae. The record is from the annotation of a GenBank genome assembly.
AUGGGGGCGUGUGCGACGAAGCCUGCUGAUCUCAAGGUAAAAGGUGAGGCGCCGGUGGUUCUGGAGGACGCCGCGGAGAAGAAGAUCGCCGGUGUGGCUGUGGCUGAAACUGAACCGGCCGCCGAUGGGAGUCGCCGGAGGUCUCUCAGCGACCUGCUCAAAGAGAACGACGAGAGUGACGUCGAGGCUCCGGAGGCAGAGAAGAAGGCUGAAGAACCUGCAGCAGCUACCGCUGUUGAAAAUGGAGCGACAGAGCAGCAGCUAGCAGUUGAGCCCUCCACUGCGACGACCGAGCCAAAUCACACGGCCGAAAUCCUGGAGCCAGAGGAUGCACGGGAUGCGCAGGUGGUGGAAGAAGAGAAGCGUGUGGAUCCUGAUUCAGUUCAGAACGACGAGAGUGACGUCGAGGCUCCGGCGGCAGAGAAGAAGGCUGAAGAACCUGCAGCAGCUACCGCUGAUGAAAGUGAAGCGACGGAGGAGCAGCUAGCAGUUGAGCCCUCCAUUGCGACGACCGAGCCAAAUCACACGGCCGAAAUCCUGGAGCCUGAGGCUGCAGAGGAUCCCCAGACACAUCCACAGGUGGUGGAAGAAGAGAAACAUGUGGAUCCUGAUUCAGUUCAGGUUACUGUUGUUGAUUCUGCUGAAAGUGUUGAAGAGAGCAAGGUCGUCGCCGAUGCGUCUACCUGA